Parastagonospora nodorum SN15 is the source of this 348-nucleotide messenger RNA. RefSeq lists its product as hypothetical. The coding region runs from base 1 to 348 and encodes 115 amino acids. The record is from RefSeq and is a predicted model, not a curated record. The transcript has 2 exons. NCBI's taxonomy places the organism in Eukaryota, Fungi, Ascomycota, Dothideomycetes, Pleosporales, Phaeosphaeriaceae.
AUGCCCGAUACGGAGGCGGCAAUGCGCGAUGUUGGAGGAGACAUCGAGGUCAGAGAGGAGCCACAAGACGAAACUGGAGCCGCAGACGGAGAAUCGGAAUAUGAAGCCCUCUUCGGCAACCUAGACAAAGUCCCUGGUGGUUUCGCACUACCAGAUCCAGAUGACAUCGAAUCCUUUGGUGCCGCGGGAAUGACGAAUGGACCGCACACGCCCACGCGUCUCCAGGAGUAUUUUGAUGACCAAGGGAAUUACAUCGAGGAUCGAGUGACUUUCCACACUCACGGGGAUGAUCCGGAGUGUCCUUUUGCGUGGGAUAUGGAUUACGACAAUGAUUCGGACGAGGAGUGA